Molecule: messenger RNA, 1383 nt
Organism: Zingiber officinale
Lineage: Eukaryota; Viridiplantae; Streptophyta; Magnoliopsida; Zingiberales; Zingiberaceae
Exons: 2
Coding region: 154-1383 (409 amino acids)
Source: RefSeq, a predicted model, not a curated record
GGAAGCGGGAAGAUCUCCGGCUGCGAACUUCUCGGAUUCAGCCAAAACAAAUAACAAAUAAACCCUUGAACCCUCUCUCUCGCUCUCUCGCUCCAGGUCUCUUUGCGAGGAAUCUUUCUCCUCUUCUGCAAUCUUAGAGUAGAGUGCAGAAAAAUGGGAUUUACAAAUAGAAACCGAUUAUCUGAAAAAGCAUUGGAGGUUACUUCAAGAAUUAAGACACAGCUGAAGGAUAUUAGUUCUCUUAAUUCUUCAAGAAAUAAUUUCAGUGUAAAAAAAACUGGUAAAAAACAGGUCCAGCAAAAGGAUAAUAAAGAUCUUACUCCACGGGAAUCCAUUUAUCUCGUCAAGAAAGAUCAUAAGUUAGGUAUCGCUAGCAUGAAUAAAAGCUCCCAACGAGCAACAGAAGUUUUGAAAGCAGUGUCAAAGGAUAGCAAUCGUAGCAAAUCAAAAAAGAACAUAAAGACAGUCUCAAAUAGAGUUCUCCAAAAGAAAGCUGUUGCUAUUUUCCCAGAACCAGAAGAAACCACUAUUGAUGCUUUGGAUCAGCUAAGUCUUAUUGACAGAUUAGGUGAGGAUAGUGAUUGUAUGUGGUUAUCUUCAGAUAAUUAUAGUUUAUCUUCGGACAUUUGGGAGUUUGAUCAUUUUGAUCUACUUCCGCAAGAACAGUUAUCGUCCACAUCUUCAUGGUGCAGAAGCCCAGCUUCUUCAGCUGAGAGCAGUGUGACAGAUGGGUUUCAGCAUGUGUCUAUAAGUGGGUCCUUAUGUCAUUGCAGGAAAUUCAAUUUUGGAGGGAAAGUUGAGAAGGCACUAAUGAAACCAGGAGAAUUUGAGAAUGAAGGAAGAGAUUCUUCACUUGUCCAUUCAGAAAGUCUUAAAUUUUAUCAUGGUAGACAGGCCGAGGUUCCAUCAGUAAGUAACAGUUCAGUUGAAUCUCAAAGCUCAUAUGUGGAUUCAGUGUCAAGGGAUUGUAAACUGAUACAUGGAAGAGAAAAUUAUUCUGGUGCCUUUGCCUUUGAUAUUUCAAGCCAUUCUUUGAGUUAUAUUCAUCAUCAGAAAAUCCUGUCUUCUCAUUCUUGUUCACUAGAUUGUGAUUGGGAUGAACCUCUUUUUUGGCCAUUUGAUCGCAACUUGUAUGACAACCUGGAUCUUGAUAAAUUCUUUUGCCAAUCUCCCUUGAAGGAUGAAGGCAAGUCUAAGGUUGCAGCUUCCCAUGGGAAAAGAGUAACUCAGUUGAGGCUCCCUGCUAAAAGUUCAUCAACAAAGUCAGUUAGAAAUGCAUGUAAAACAAGAGUUUUGGGCAGUGGCAUAUCUUCAAGACAUUCAAAAUUGAGUUCAUCAACAAAAGGUUCCUAUCGGCAACCCUGGGGCAUCUCGAAAAGAUGA